Messenger RNA from Lodderomyces theae, 513 nucleotides. RefSeq lists its product as uncharacterized. Bases 1 to 513 code for a protein of 170 amino acids. The transcript has a single exon. The record is from RefSeq and is a predicted model, not a curated record. NCBI's taxonomy places the organism in Eukaryota, Fungi, Ascomycota, Pichiomycetes, Serinales, Debaryomycetaceae.
AUGAAGUUCACAGUCUUGAGGAGCGUUUCAGUGGUUUGGAUCUUUGCAGCUGAAGUUUGUGCUAGCGCAGUGAUUGGGGAAGCCUCUUUUGGGAAUAGUGUUUUAGUUGAAAGGGCAGACGAAGAUGAACACCACCAUCAUGAGCAUGCUGCUGCAAACAGUACCAUUACUGAUUGCCAUAUGCAUGGUGAUACACAGUACUGUAUUGAUUGGGAAGGAAACGAGGGACGUAUUGAACCAAGCCAAGAAAGCCCACAGUCCAACUACACCGGGUGUCACUCGCACGGAACAGAGGUGUAUUGCAUGAAUGGCGAGGAAGAGUUGCAGUUUGUCGUGUUAGAAGAGUCAUCAGAAGCAAACGCCACUGCAUCGCAAUCCAGUUCCGCCUCCCAAUCGAGCGCUAGUUCCCCCGGGUCAAGUUCUACCACUUCAAAUGGAAACAGUGCUACUACUGCAGGGGGCACGACUGUGUGCAUGUUACUCUUUUCAGCGGUUGUUUUAUAUUGCUUGUAG